UUUGCGAAUAUUUGAUAAUGUAUUUACUUAUUGAAAUUUAUUACUCUUUAAUUUUUUUUCAGGUUAUAAACGCCAAGUGUGAUUGUGCUGGAGGAGUAGAGCUAGCUGUCUGCAAACACUCUCUUGCAUUGCUCUAUGCAAUUCAAAGCUACAGUGCUGAAAAGUUAUAUGUUGCCCCUACUGAAGUUUUACAGAGAUGGCACCAGAAGAAGCCAGUGAAGCGAGAACCUAAAACUUUUUUCGUUGCCAAUGAGUUACUCAUUUCAAAUGUGUCUACCGAUAUAAAUUUUAGUGCUCUAAAUGCUAUGUGUUUAAAUGCUCCCAUCUUUGACGUUGUGAAUCCUUCACAAUGUGACAAAGAUGAUUUAGCAUACAGUAAAAGAUUACCUCUUCCUGCAUUGGUCAUUGGGGGUAUGCACACUAUUAUACCUGAUUGUGCUGAACCUGUACAGAACUUGUUCAUGCACAGUAAGGUAAUAGUCACAUUGGAUGAAGCAAUUGCUGUUGAAAAGUCAACAGUAAAACAAAGUCAGAGUGAUACAUGGAGCGUUUAAUUCGUUUAACUGCCUCGAACUUCCACAGGAUUUGCACCCGUGUUUCAGCUCAUGAUGUUUUGGCUCUGUAGUUAUAUGAAGGUAGUUCGAAGGAUUUAUCCCAUAUACCUGCUGUGGCUCAUGGACGUGACUGUGAAAAUGGUGUGAAAACCAUUAUUGCUCACAAGUUUUCUGAAUAUACUUUCAGAAACACGGGACUUAUUGUGAAUCCAUUUUUUCCCUUAUUGGGUGCUUUUCGGAUGGCCUUUUGUAUGCUCCUGGAGACCCCAUUCUAGUGGAAAUUAAAUGUAUUUAUAAUCCCACUAAACUGAGUUUGAAUUCGUUAGUGAUGUUAAGGAAGAAUUUUUGUCUUGAAGUUGAUGAAAAUAAAGGCUUUAAACUCCGUGAUAAUCAUGCCAACAUGUAUCAGAUUCAAGGACAAAUGGCAUUGGAAAAUAUCAGUGAAUGUUAUUUUGUUUUAUAUUUUAAAGAGAAUGAGCCUGUGUUUCUUGAAAGAAUAAUUUUCAACAAAUCCAUGUGGGAAGGAAUGUUUUUAAAGUUAAAAGAUUUUUAUUUUAAGUUUUAUUUGCCUUUAUUAACUAUAAAAGAGUCUAUAUUUUAGCUUGGAAAAAUCUUUGUAUAAUUUUUUUUCAAGCUGGAAUAUAAGUUCUUAAUUUUUCAAAAUUAACAUAAUUAUAUAUCAAGCAUAUCAUUAAAUAUUAUUCAUUCUCAUUUCUUUUACUCAAAAACCUUAU
This is a messenger RNA of Parasteatoda tepidariorum (common house spider), 1288 nucleotides long. NCBI's taxonomy places the organism in Eukaryota, Metazoa, Arthropoda, Arachnida, Araneae, Theridiidae. The record is from RefSeq and is a predicted model, not a curated record.